Messenger RNA from Lachnellula hyalina, 1161 nucleotides. It is a transcript of the gene ARA2, whose product is annotated as D-arabinose 1-dehydrogenase. Lineage: Eukaryota; Fungi; Ascomycota; Leotiomycetes; Helotiales; Lachnaceae. Gene Ontology annotation, cellular component: cytosol. Gene Ontology annotation, biological process: dehydro-D-arabinono-1,4-lactone biosynthetic process. Gene Ontology annotation, molecular function: D-arabinose 1-dehydrogenase [NAD(P)+] activity. The transcript has a single exon. The record is from RefSeq and is a predicted model, not a curated record. Bases 1 to 1161 code for a protein of 386 amino acids.
AUGGCACCAAUCCAACCCCUCUCAACCACCCUCCCCCCUCUAAUCUGCGGCACCGCAACCUUCAACAUCCAGUACAACACCAACAUAUCCUCCAUCCCCACCAACGCCAUCGUCCGCCGCGCCCUUGACCUCGGCGUCCGCGCCUUCGACACCUCACCGUACUACGGCCCCUCCGAAAGCCUGCUCGGCGCCGCGCUACACGCCUGCUCAGCCAGGUAUCCGCGGUCCACCUACCACAUCCUCACGAAAGUAGGACGCAUCGGCGGCAGCGAGUUCGACUAUUCGGCAGAAUGGGUACGAUACAGCGUGAAGAGAUCCUUGCAGAGACUAGGCACACGGUACCUGGACGUCGUGUAUUGCCAUGAUGUGGAAUUCGUCACUCCCGCCGAAGUUCUCGCCGCCGUGCAAGAGCUGCGGCGCAUCAGAGAUGAAGAGGGCACGAUCAAGUAUGUGGGCAUUUCGGGGUACCCAGUCCAGUUAUUGUGCGAGCUUGCUGAGCUGGUGUUGAGGGAGACUGGGGAGCCGCUGGAUGCCGUGAUGAGCUAUGCGAAUUUCACGCUGCAGAAUAGCACGCUGUUGAGUGGGGGCAUUGAGAGGUUGAAGCGCGCCGGCGUGAGCGUGGUGCCGAAUGCUAGCCCGCUUGGGAUGGGGUUGCUUAGGAGUGCAGGCGUUCCGGUUGGGGGGAAAGGCGACUUUCAUCCUGCGCCUGGGGAGCUCAGAGCGCGGGUUAUGCAGGCGGCGAAGUUUGUGGAGCUGAGAGGAGAUAAACUUGAGGUUGUGGCUAUUAGAUGGGCGUUGGAGAGAUGGGCAAGAGAUGCGGCUACUGUGGGUGGGGUGGGCGCGAUUGGGAUUUCUGUUAUGGGUGUUAGUAAUUUAGAGGAGCUGGAGGAGACGAUGAGGGUUUGGAAUAGUGUUUUGGAUGGGCUGCCUGUUCCCGGGAGGAAGAUUGAGCAAGUGGAGGCUGAGUGGAGUCUUGGACGGAGGACAGAGAUUGAGGCGUUGGCCGCUGGCAUUUGGGAUAUUUUGGGUGAUUUCAAAGAUUAUUGUUGGGCAAGUCCUGACGAGGGAUAUGUCAACAUCAGGACUGUCAAAGGCGUUGUUGCGGAGAUGCCUCCUCUUCUCGAGGUCAAGGAAGACAUAUCAAAGAGCAGUAGAUUAUAG